AUGCGCGAGGCCGCCUCGAGGCCCGCUCGAGCUGGGCGAAGCGCAGGCGCAGGCGCGAGGCCCACUCGAGCGGGCGCGGCGUGCGCAGCCUCCCGCCAACAGUUUCCCUCCGUCCGGACGAGGGGCAGCCGUGAGCGGGUGCGGGGGUCCUGCAGACCGGCCGAGCGUCGGCUCCGCGGGAGCGACCUUCUGCGGACCUCGGCCGGCUGUGCCCCGCAAUUCUCCCUGCAGGCCAACGUGCAGUGGCUCAAGGAAUACUGCUCCAAGCUCAUCCUCUUCCCCAGGAAGCCUUCAGCCCCCAAGAAGGGCGACAGCUCAGCUGAAGAACUCAAACUGGCAACACAGCUGACAGGACCAGUCAUGCCCAUACGGAAUAUCUACAAGGAGGAGAAGGCCAGAGUCAUCACAGAAGAGGAGAAGAACUAUUCUGGCAUGAGAAUAUACUUUGUAUUUCAACUCUCUGAGAUUUGUUAA
Nyctereutes procyonoides (raccoon dog) is the source of this 474-nucleotide messenger RNA. Its product is annotated as 60S ribosomal protein L13-like. The record is from RefSeq and is a predicted model, not a curated record. The coding region runs from base 1 to 474 and encodes 157 amino acids. Gene Ontology annotation, cellular component: cytosolic large ribosomal subunit; ribosome. Gene Ontology annotation, biological process: translation. Gene Ontology annotation, molecular function: RNA binding; structural constituent of ribosome. The transcript is spliced from 2 exons. NCBI's taxonomy places the organism in Eukaryota, Metazoa, Chordata, Mammalia, Carnivora, Canidae.